GAACGCGUGGAGUGAAACGUCAGCCACGUCUGAAAUACGAUUAGUUGUCACUUGUCAAAUAACAUUCUCUUUUACGGCUUGGAGGUGAAGUUUUUCGAAGAUAUUUUACCAGCUAAAUAAAUUAAGGUACAAUGGCAGCGAAAUUACUAUCUCUGCUCCUUAUUGUGGCGGCGGUGGUGACGGCGGAUGAGGAGGCGUCGGUCGCCAGGCUUCUAGUUUCAAAGCAAGUCUUGAACAAAUACCUAGUCGAGAAUCUGGACAUUCUAAUCAAGUAUACUUUGUACAACGUCGGCACAGCGCCCGCAGUUGACGUGAAACUGGUAGACAACGGCUUCCACCCCGAAGUGUUCACUGUAGUCGGUGGCCAGCUCACCGCUCAGAUCGAAAGGAUACCCCCACAGACCAAUGUCUCCCAUGUCGUGACUGUGAGGUCUAACAAAUAUGGAUACUUCAACUUCACAGCUGCCGAAGUCACCUACAAGCCUAGUGAAGAUGCCACUGAGAUCCAAUACUCUAUCAGCAGUGCUCCAGGUGAAGGAGCUAUUGUCGCCUUCAAGGACUACGACCGCAAAUUCUCUUCGCACAUUUUGGACUGGGCCGCAUUCGCCGUCAUGACCCUGCCUUCCUUGGCCAUUCCCUUUGGUCUAUGGUACUCUUCAAAGAGCAAAUAUGAGAAACUGGCGAAAUCUAAAAAGACUCAUUAGUUUUAUACUUUAGUUAGGUUAGUUAAGUUGAGUUUGCAAUGUUGAUUGAGUCAUAACAAGUUCUUAGUACUGGCGCUGAAGGAAUUGUACAGAGAAUAAAGAACUAUUUAUUGUAACAUCCUAAAAUUGUCUUGUUGAUAAUUAUUUAUAUGAUGAAUACAUUUUUUUAAGAACUUAAA
Aricia agestis (brown argus) is the source of this 883-nucleotide messenger RNA. It is a transcript of the gene SsRbeta, whose product is annotated as translocon-associated protein subunit beta. The transcript has 3 exons. The record is from RefSeq and is a predicted model, not a curated record. Bases 132 to 704 code for a protein of 190 amino acids. Lineage: Eukaryota; Metazoa; Arthropoda; Insecta; Lepidoptera; Lycaenidae. Gene Ontology annotation, cellular component: endoplasmic reticulum; membrane.